GCGCAAGCAUAGAAUCUCGGAAAUCCCAAUUGCGCAGUUUGCUUUAACAAACAACGCAGUCAUCACAUACGUUUUGUAAUUAUGAGUAAAUGCGCGAGCUUUACUGAGGGAGAGUUCUAUGAGGUGCAUUUUGAUUCACGUGCAUAUGUUAAGAAUUACUAUACCUGCCCUCGCGGUCAAUUUUUGGAGAAUUUCCGUAGUUUCGUUUUGAGAAGCUUUAGCAGAAUUUUCUCAACAGGGGAACAUAAAGGCCAGAGGCUGAUUGAUGUUGGCAGCGGACCAAAUAUCCACAGCGUCUUGAGCGCGUGCCAACAUUAUGACGAGAUUGUGUUGUCUGAUUUCGUCGAUAAUAAUCGUAGAGAAAUCGAAAAAUGGUUGCAAAAUCAAGACGGCUGUAUAGACUGGACAUCUGUUGUACAGUACGUCUGUGAGCUGGAAGGUAAAAGCCCAUCUGAUUUGGAGGCUUUACUGAGGCAACGAGUCAAAAAGGUUUUAAAAUGUGAUGUCCGGUUAGAGAAUCCGUUCUAUCCGCACACAUUGGAACCAGCUGACUGUGUCAUUACAUCCCUGUGCCUGGAAGGAGCAUGUAAAGACAUUCAAGCAUACCGUCACGCUUUACAUGGGCUGACCAAGCUCCUGCGUCCUGGUGGACUUCUCGUCAUGAUAGGUGUUUUGGGUGAAACCUUCUACAAGGUGAAUGAACAGUCCUUUUCCUGUCUUACACUGAGUCAGUGUGAUAUUGAGGAAGCACUUAGAGGUGCAGGCUUCUCUAUCCAUGAGUUUAAUAUGCUGCCUGUAGUAGAAGACCCAAAAAGCAACUCUGUGUCUGACUUUGAGGCUGUUUUUGAUCUUGUAGCAUACAAAUCUUCUGGAUUGCAAACCAAAUAGAGAAACUUACAAAACACAACAAAGCUUAGCAUGCUCAACUUACAUUAGCGGCACUUUAGUUCAGGGUUUUCCUGGAUCAAAAAUAGGUGGUGGUUACAAUCGUUUACAUACACACAGUAAAAAGUAGGGUACCCACCCAUAUGAAUUUCGAGCCUAAAGAUCUUUAACUAGUUAAUAUGUAAAAAUGCUACCGGUAAAAAAAAGUAGGUUUAAAAAAUCCUUUAAAAAAAAUGUAAGAUAUCAUAUCAUUAUCAACAAGUAAAAUAAUAUCCCAUUUUUACUAACAGACUAAUUUUUACCAUAUACAAGAAAUAGCAGCUACUUAAAGGGAUGGUUCACCCCAAAAUUAAAAUUUUGUCAUUUCCUCACUCUCCUGUUCUUACAAACAUGUAUAAAUUUCAUGAGCCCCAUUUACAUCCGAGGUAGCCUAUUCUUUUUCCUACUUUAGAAGUAAAUGGGGCUCCCGAAUGGUUCAAAUGAAUCAGUUCAAAUGAGUCAUUAGGUUGUGAAUCGGACUCUACGCACACACCAUCUCGCAAUCACACAUUAAACAAAAUGUAAAUAAAAUAAAGCAUGGCGGAAUAAAAAUGCAAUUCAGGAAAACACUGUAGAGAUGUUAUCUGCUCAAUUACUGCUUUUUAUUAUGGUUUUGAAAUAAAAUGGUUUAAGCAGUUUGCUUCUUUAGAUGUAAAUGACAUUUGGAAAGUAAUAAACAUUACUGUGAAAUACA
Molecule: messenger RNA, 1618 nt
Organism: Paramisgurnus dabryanus
Lineage: Eukaryota; Metazoa; Chordata; Actinopteri; Cypriniformes; Cobitidae
Source: RefSeq, a predicted model, not a curated record